Molecule: messenger RNA, 1719 nt
Organism: Schistosoma curassoni
Lineage: Eukaryota; Metazoa; Platyhelminthes; Trematoda; Strigeidida; Schistosomatidae
Source: the annotation of a GenBank genome assembly
AUGAAUACAAUACCUGUUUAUUUUAAUAACAUAAAUACAAAUGAAGCUAUAGAGAAUGAACAUUUUGUUCGUGCAUUUCACUGUUUUUUCGAAUUGUUUUCAAAGCCUAAUUUCAACAAUGAAAAUAAAUUAUUACAUAAUACGAAGUAUUUGAGUACACUUGAAAGUGAACCACCAUUUUUACAAUCAUCAAUAUUAAAUAACAUAAAUGAUCACUGUAAAGUAUACGAUAAUACUGAUAUUACUGCUACUACUACUACUACUACUACUACUACUACUACUACUACUAAUAAUAAUAAUAAUAAUAAUAAUAAUAAUAAUAAUAAUACUAUUAAUAACAAUGAUGAUACUAAUAAUAAUGAGAGGAAUAAUUUAAAUACUAAUAACUACAUAAAUCAUGAAAGUUGUAGUGCAUACAAUACAUAUCAAUCAUUAUUUUUAUCAGGACUUCAGAAAACUUUCCGAAACCAUUUCAUCAUUCCACAAUAUGCUUCCUACAUGAAAUGGGAAAAAUUUAAUGAUGUAUUAAAAAUGGAAGAAAAUACAAAUGAAAUUCCUUUAGAUUUAAGUGUGUCAUCUAAUCCUUAUAAGUCAUUGACGCAGUCAAUAAAUACUACUAUACAUACAACACCUCAUGAUAUUGGUAGUAAUAUAAAACUAAGAGAAGACAAUAAUAAUAAGCAAUUGAUAUUUUGUCAACUAAAUUGUGAAUAUUCUCAAAGAAAUGAACAUACUAAUGAUGACAGUUUAUUAAACCAUCUACAUUUAUCCUAUGAUCUCAGUAUGAAAAGAAAAAGAUCGCAUAAACGUUUUAUGAAUAGAAAAAAUGCACUUGUGACUGCUAAUGAUGAUCAUAUUAGUAAUUCAAACAAUUAUUGGAAGAGAAAGCAAUAUACUGAUGUUGAUAUGAGUAAAAAUAUAGCGCAUUUUAUUAAGUUGAAUAGACGAUCUAACAAAUUGGAACAAUCGCCAACUGUCAAAUCAUCAUCAUUGUCAUCAUCCAUAACAACAUCCCUACCAACAGUCAAUCAUAUUGAAUGUAGUCCACCUGGCAAACAACCAGUGACUCGAUGUAAUCAUUGUCAUGUUCUAUUUCCAUCUUUGUACGAAUUAAAUAAUCAUUUUAUCAAAGAGCAUAAUGUUAUAUUGCAAGCUGAAAUGGAGCAUACAAAAUCGUGGAAAUCACAUACAAUAGAUGACAGUUGUUUACAAAACAUGAGGAUACUAUUGAAUCGUUCAACUAAUAUGAACAUGUCUGGUUAUCCAUGUCCAAACUGUGAUUAUGUAGCUAAAUGGCCAACAGAAUUACAAAAGCAUAUUAUGGUUCAUUCAAAACAACGUCCACAUCGCUGUAUUAUAUGUGGAUUAUCAUAUAAAUGGAAAUGGGAUUUAGGCAGACAUUUUGAUAAAAGUCACAACAGAACAAUGAAUCCCUAUAAGAAAAAUGUAUUCAAUCAUAUACAAAAUCAUAAUAAUCGAUUAAAAUCUGUGAAUAAGACAAAUAUGAAAACAAAAAAGUUGUUGCCUGCUCAUAAAAAGGUAGAUGAGGUUUCAAAAUGCAAUUAUCAGUUGACUCACUCAAUGGGGAAUCCUAAAUUACUUUCAACAUCAACAUACAUCAUAUCAAACCAACAAAUCGAAAUUUGUAAAACAUUAACACAAGAUAAGACAAUAAAACCGAUUGAUUUAACAAGUUAUACUCAAAUGAAUAUUGUUUAA